This is a messenger RNA of Chrysoperla carnea, 6456 nucleotides long. RefSeq names its product cadherin-86C (gene Cad86C). The record is from RefSeq and is a predicted model, not a curated record. The transcript has 10 exons. Lineage: Eukaryota; Metazoa; Arthropoda; Insecta; Neuroptera; Chrysopidae. Gene Ontology annotation, molecular function: calcium ion binding. Gene Ontology annotation, biological process: homophilic cell-cell adhesion. Gene Ontology annotation, cellular component: cell-cell junction; plasma membrane. Bases 9 to 5504 code for a protein of 1831 amino acids.
CUUCCAAAAUGAAUAUAAUUUUUUUCUUCUAUUCAUUGUUAAUCAUAACAAUUGUGGUAUUCGCUGGCGAUCCUCAAUUCGAUCCAACAACAUUAAUGGAAUUAGUUUUGGUACCAGCUGAUACAGAAAUUGGUACAAUUAUAUAUCGUCUUCGUGCCUCUGAUAUUGAUUUUGACUACCCAUUACAAUUUGAGCUGCUUGAUGAAGCAUCAAAGUCUACGAUUAAAAUUGAUACUUUAGCAUGUAGCCGUUAUAAUUCGGUGUGUCAAGCAAAUGUAGUAUUACAGAAGCGCUUACAGAGUGGACGAUAUUAUGAUUUUCGAGUUCGAGUUCAAGAUACAAAAGGCAAUUCGAAUACCAUAAAAUGUACAAUUACAGCAACAAACAAUACUACACCUCGUGAUGUAAUAUUCCCACAUGUACCUGAUUUAAUUAUGAUACCAGAAGAUGCAAAACGUGGAACUGAGUUAGGUUCUGUUAUAGCGAGAAAAAAUCCAUCAUAUCCAAAACCCGCAUAUAUUGAAUUAUGGGGCUCACCAGUAUUUGCAAUUCGCCAACGUGCAAUAUCCGAUGAAAAUACUGAAGCCACAAUAUUUUUACUAGGUCAAUUGGAUUAUGAAAAACAAGCAAUGUAUCAUCUGUCAAUUUUAGCAAAUGAUCCAUAUGCAAUAACAAAGUACGAUACAAGAAAUAUAGCUGCAGUACAAAUUGUAGUAAUUGUACAAGAUGUACAAGAUCAACCGCCAAUAUUUACAGAAGCACCACCUGUUACACAAUUAGAUAAUUCAUUGGUACCUGGUGAUAUUGUUGUUCGUGUACAUGCUGAAGAUGGUGAUAAAGGAGCACCACGUCAGAUACAAUAUGGUCUUGUAUCAGAAGGAAAUCCAUUUACACCAUUUUUUAAUAUCUCUGAAAAAGGUGGAGAAAUAAUUCUUGCAAGACCACUAGACGAAAUCACUGCCAUUUCACAUCCAGGAGUUCCUAUUUUGCUAACAGUAAUCGCUGAAGAAAUUAAAACUGGACGUGAUGAACCACCAGCAAUGUCUUCCACAGUACAAUUAGCUUUAAUUUUAGGUGAACGAGGCAAUCAACCGCCUUAUUUUGAAAAUGACAAUUAUGUAUCAAGAAUUGAAGAAAAUGCACCUCAAGGUACAGCGUUAGUAUUUACCGAUCCAUACAUACCUCAAGUAAGCGACGAUGAUAUGGGGAAAAAUGGUGUAUUCGCAUUGACAUUGGAAAAUAAUAACGGCACUUUUGAAAUUUCUCCAAAUGUAGGCGAACGUCGUGCUCAAUUUUUGAUAAAAGUGCGUGAUAAUACUCUUUUAGAUUACGAACAACGACAUUCAGUACAAUUUCGAAUAAUUGCUCAAGAAUUAGGACCGGCCACAAAUUUAUCUACUAGUGUUGAUGUAACUGUGUUUCUUAUUGAUAUGAAUGAUAAUCCUCCGAUAUUUAUGCAAGAAUUUUAUCAAAUCGAGUUACCAGAAAAUAUGACUGCUCAAACGCGUGUGACCCAAGUAUAUGCCGAAGACGUGGACACUGGUUUAUAUGGAAAAGUGAGGUAUACACAAAUUAUUGGCAAUCAAAAUCAAUCGUUAAAUUUGGAUCCAAUUACUGGUGUAAUUACUGUCACAACUGACAACCAUGGUUUUGAUCGCGAAGCUCAAGAGGAAUAUCGUUUUUAUGUAGAAGCACGUGAUGAAGAUGGUGAAGGAAACCGAGCAACGGUCCUGUUAAUAAUAAAACUGAUCGAUGUAAACGAUAAUGCUCCAAUUUUCGAACGUUCCCUUUAUGAAUUCAUUUUGGCUCCAGAUUUACGAAACUUCACAAAUCCAGCAAUAAUCCAUGCUGUGGAUGCAGAUUCCGAUUAUCCAAAUAAUGCCGUUCGGUAUGAAAUUCGUUUAGGGAAUUAUGAAGAUAAAUUUUUUAUUAUACCUGAUACUGGAGAAAUUUUAUUAAACGCACCAUUGACGCGUAAAUCAAGGAACCAGGCACAACGGCGUCGUCAGAAGCGACAACAAUCUUCUAAUCCAGACGUGUAUGUGCUCACAGCACGUGCCUAUGAUUUAGGUGUGCCACAUUUGUAUUCAGACUGUGAAGUGCGUAUUUAUCCGCCUGAAUCUCGUGCAAGAACAAUUGUAUUUAUUGUAGCUGGAAGUAAUCCAGAUCGACGUCAAACGGAGAACAUGUUAGCAGCAUUAACUGGUGGUCGUGUUACAAUACAAAGUAUACGACCAUAUAAUGGGCGAGAAAUUGGCGGUGCUACAGAUGUUACAGCUUCUGGAGAUCCAAAUAGCGCAAAAAGUGUUGUGGUUGCUAAUGUCCUGUACAAUGGAAAUUCUGUGGUUGACGUCAGCCAUCUUCAAAAUACAGUACCAAAUUCCUCAGUUGUUCGGACUGACGACUCUCCUGUUACAACUGUAAGAGAAUAUCGUUCUGAUAGCAGCGAUCUACUUUUCUGGCUACUAAUUCUUCUGGCAUUUCUAAUAUUAGCAUUAAUAAUUCUACUUCUUUGCUGUUUAUGCCAAGGAUGUCCAUUGUACAAACCAUUGAAACGAGUAAUUCACUCCACGGCGUCUGUUGCGGAAAAUGUGCAUUUAGUCCAUAAUGAAAAACAAUUAGUUGCUGGAGGGCAUGGAGCUGGUCAAGAAAAUAAAAGUGUACAAGCCGUGGAAUGGGGUGGUAGAGCAACUCGCAAAGAAGCCUGGAGUGCUGAUCUAGUUGAUACAAGAACAAAAGCCACACAGUGGCAGUUCAAUCGACGAAACAACAAACAUCACCGUGACACUAUGUCAUUAAAAGGCUACGAUAACGGUUCGCUAAAAGAUUUACGCACUGAAGAUGAAAAAUCUACGCUGAAAAUACGUGGUGGCGAUGAGGAUGAUACGCGUGGACCAAAUGUCAUAUAUUCCCGAGAAUGGCAACAGCGGCAAACGGAGGCGGAUGAUCCAAAACGAAAUGUGAUGUAUAUUGAAGAUAUGGAGAAUUCUUUGGGACAUCAACGUAAUGAGGUAGUAAUUGAUGACGAUUCAUUACGACGACAUGAAUACGAACGUGGCUCCGAUGAUGAAUAUCGAAAUAGUUUGCGUCGAAAGUUACAACGACAAGAAAAUAUGGUUAUCAAUGAUACUGAACAAGCAAUAUUACAAAACGGUCGAGAACAAUUGUUCAUAAAAGAUGGAAACACAGAAAUUUUACGACUGGUUACACGAAAUGGUCGAGUUCAAGAAGAACUAUUACAACAACCACAAAUGGGUAGACCUAUAACUAUUGUUCAGCCUCCGCAAACAAUGAUACAACCUCAAUAUAUUAUGGUAGAUAAUGAAGGAAAAAAUAUUUUAAUGCAACGAUAUAUUGAACAACAAUCGAUAUUAAAUCCGAUUCAUCAAAAUAUGAUGGCAAUGCGCUCGAAUCCAGCAAGUGUUAUUACCCAAAAUGAACCGUAUAUCCCACCUGGAAUGGCAAAUAUUCCAGGAGGUGUUGGAAAUACUAUACAAAUUCCAGUUACAUCAGUGAACUCAAACUUAGAAUCUGAAUCAAUUCCAAUUAUUCCACCAUCAAACACAAAUAUGACUACAACGAAUCCGUCAUACGUAUCGCACACGCGUAAAAGUACACCCACAAAUCACGCCCAAAAUAUUACGUCUGAAUUACUGGAAACAUCACUACGUCAACAAAAUGAAUUGCUACGUCAGAUAUUACUAGAAAAAGAACGGUUACAGCAGCAAGCAGGAGUAGCUGCAGCAGGAAGUCGGGCCGGAGGAAGCCACAAUGAUGACGAAUUAAUGAAGAUGGAAACGCAGAGCUUACCACCAUUUCAAAUGACUACGAUUGGAGUGCAAACACAAACAGAUUGUAAUAGUAGUACACAAACUGAUUUAGAGUUGUUACGCCCGCUUCGACGACAAACUCGAAGUGAUAAUGAUUCCUUCUCUGAGGAUGACUUGAAUAGUGAUAAUGAUGAUGAAUAUCAAGUGUACAUAAUUGGUGGGGAUACAGAGGAAGCAAAUACAACAGCAAUACGCUUAUUAAAACGUCGAAAGUAUUAUAAGAAACGAAAAUCACGUCUAAAACGUGAUCAUCGUGGAAAUGGAGGCCCCUCCGGUGGAUCAAUGAGUGUCAUACGUGUCGUAGAAGAGAUUAAACGCAAAAUAAAAACACCAAUUUUAGAAGAGUCUGAGCAUCAAUCACCUACAAAUCAUAAUAUUGCCACGUCGCCAAUCAAAGUUGCUCAAAUUGAUUCAUCAUCGUCACCAAAACGCACCAUAAAAUCUGGUGGUGGAAUACAAAAAGAAGUUUUACGAGAAAUAUCGGAUUCACUAGUGGAUAAUCAAUCAACAUCCGAUCAAAAUGUACCUGAAGAAGCGCGUAUAAGAAAUCGUUCAGCCAUAGAAAAACGUGCAAAAUUUAGUGAAAGUAAAGCAUCAACAAAUUAUUAUGAAAAUGUACCAAACGAUAAAGAAUUUUCCGAUGACAGUUUAAAUGGAUCAGAAACAACGAAUAAAAAAAUUUUUUCUCAAGGAUCCUCUACGGAGAUUAAAGAGAAUUUAAAAAACGAAAAUAAAUCAAAAACUCCAAAAAUUCCACCGAAACCAAAACGUAAAAAGGAAAAUAUUACAACUCAUUUAGUGGAUCGAAGUGAUCCACCAAAACCGUCAAGUCAAAAACCACAGACUAGUGCUCAAGAAGGAGGUGCGGUUGAUGUAUCCAAAAGUGUUCCACGUUACAUGCAAUGGUACAAGAAUAAAAAAGAACGCGAUAAAGAUGCAACUAAGGAACAGCAAGAUAGUUCAACAUCAUCGAAAUCCAAAAGUAGUAGUGGAGUUUCUUCCACAAAAAAUAAGGUAGCAUCUGUAAGAAAAAAGGUUGCACCUAAAAAAACCGCACCUGCGGAACCAGUGAUUGCAAAUCCUGUUGAAACUACAAUUCCGUCAGAUACUACCAGACUUGGAGUUAUCGGAAGUGGUGGAGGUGUCGGAGAUGUAGGUAUACCCACAGGAAAUCCAGGCACAACAAUACGUCCAUUAUUACAACAUUCAGAGCAUCGCUAUGAACAUAUGUAUCCAUAUCCACCGAUUUUAUACGCACAACCAGCUCAAAUACCUCAGCAUUUAUACGUAGACGAUGCUCAACCAGGAAGUGGGCAAAUUCCACCUCCUCCGAUAAUUAUUCAACCUGCUUCGUCAGUUACCACGCAAGAAUCAACGCCAGCUAAACAAACUUCUACCACAAAUCAAGCUCAAAAUACAACAAUUACUACAACAACUGUUAUCACUCCCGCGCCUUCCGUUGCACGAAUUGAGGAUGAUUAUGAUUCAGGUAUUGCUAUGACGUCAUUGCAACAGCAACAACAACAACAACAAUAUCCAGUUGCGUCAUAUCCUCCGGGUGGUAUUGUUUUAAAAAAGCCACCAAUUACUGAAAAGAAAAGCGUUUUUACCAUUAAGUAUGAUGACAUGCAUACAAAACAAUUGACUGCUGAUAGUGAUACACCGCCAUAUUGAAAGUGUGACUUUGAACUGUAAAUAAUCUACUUAAUUGACUGAUGUUAAACAUCAAAAUCUGAAUGGAAAAACUGAAAGAAGGCUGUAACCGUCUUUCUUUAAACAAAAAAACUUCCUUAUCACAAAUUUGUUGCAGCUUUUCGAUGAAAAUGUGUUUACUUGCCGUGGUAUUCCAAAGUUGUGAGAUCUGUAAUAAAUGACCAGACAAACUGCUUAUCACUGUCCAUAAUCGAAAAUUCUCAAACCAUGGAUUAUAGUUUUAAUUUAAGUCAAGUAAGUCAAUAAAAAAAAAUUUUGUGAGUACUGGAAUACGUUGACUGAAAGUUGCAAAAGUUUCAAAUAAAAUAUCGUCUUAAAUGCAAAAGUAUUUCAAAACUGUAAAUGCAAACGUGUGUGCAAUUGAAAUAUCAAUAAUCAUCGAAGGCUAGUGAUAUCAAUUACCUACAUAUCGAUUGUGCCUUUAAACAAGAGUGCAAUGACAAAGGGGAAAUAGGUGGACAAUGCUACGAUUAUUCUUGUAUUUCUUUUAAAGUCUUGGACUUUUAGUUUCAGUAAUAAAUUGUUUCUAAUCAAAGUAUAAUGAUCCAGUAGAAAUGUACUUUUUAACGAGAAAGUAUUCCGAAGUUAGUGAAAUUUUACAGGCUAUUUGGAGGUACUCUAUGAUGGCUCAGUUUUCGACCUCGAGGACACUGUGCUAACUUGAGGGGGGGGGGGGUUCAAAACCCCCAAAGUUUUCGGACUUCUUUCAAUUUUUCGCUUAUAUCACGUUACUUAAGCCCAUUUUGUGUUCUAUAGUUCAUUACAAAGUUGUCGAACAUUAAAUUUUUUAAAAUUUGGUAUGUAAAACGACUUUGGAAACUCAAUAAUAACCGAGAUACAGCCGAUGAAAUUUAGACAAAGUUUCCCGAAAUAUACAAAAAAUAGCCGAAAAAAGCAUUUUCCCUCUGGAAGG